AUGCCAGAAGCUGCGCACCCAGCUGUUCAACUGCAACGAAUUCAAUUCACUGGCGGUUUGCUGUACGAUGAGAAUGGCACGCUAUACAGAAAUGUGAAUCCAGAAGAACCAACCUAUGUCGGACCCCCAAGCCCAGACAUAGAUGCGGAAUGGGAAGCCUUGAUACAUGAUCGGUACACGCCAUUGACCUCGUCUGAAGCAUUCAGCAUCGGACUUGAAAGCUUUUCACUUCCUCGCAAGCAGUCAUAUUGGGCGGGUGUCGACGUGUUCCAUUCGUUACAUUGCAUCAACUAUGUUCGUAUGGUACUAGACCUUGAUUAUUAUGGGGACAGACUCGACCCGCUUCCUAUCCGUCGGCUCCACGUUGACCACCUGCGCCAAGCUGUGCAAUGUAGUGGCGAUCUUACCCCUGUCCCUGAGAGAUGGGACAAUGUCAGCAACAUGCUCUACUGGGAUUUUGAGGUGCCGCGCACCUGUCGGAAUUUUCAAGCAUUGCGCAGCUGGCAAGACAAACGAGUAGAGCAGAUGAUGAUAUAA
This is a messenger RNA of Cladophialophora bantiana CBS 173.52, 537 nucleotides long. RefSeq lists its product as uncharacterized. The coding region runs from base 1 to 537 and encodes 178 amino acids. The transcript is spliced from 5 exons. Gene Ontology annotation, biological process: mycotoxin biosynthetic process. The record is from RefSeq and is a predicted model, not a curated record. NCBI's taxonomy places the organism in Eukaryota, Fungi, Ascomycota, Eurotiomycetes, Chaetothyriales, Herpotrichiellaceae.